AUGGCCGAAGAAACUCCUGAUUUCAGUCAAUUCGAAGAUAGAAACAACGAUCAAUACAAAGUUUCAGCUAAGAAAACUGUAGAUGAAUACAAGAACUUGGAUGCUGAAGACGAGUCCUUGGCAAAAUGGAAAGAGUCUUUGGGUUUAAGUUCUGACGUCUUACCGCUGGAAUUUCCUGGUGACAAAAGAAAAGUUGUUGUUCAAAAAAUUCAACUAUUGGUGAAUACAGAACCAAAUCCCAUUACAUUUGAUCUUACGAACGAAAAGACAAUCAAGGAACUGGCAUCUAAGAGGUACAAAAUUAAAGAGAACUCCAUUUACAAGUUGAAAAUUGUUUUCAAAGUUCAACAUGAAAUUAUCACUGGGUUACGAUAUGUUCAAUAUAUCAAGAAGGCGGGUAUUGCCGUUGACAAGAUAGAUGAUCAUUUGGGAUCAUAUGCCCCUAACACUAGGACCAAACCAUUUUAUGAGGUUGAGCUACCGGAAAGUGAAGCUCCUAGUGGCUUCUUGGCAAGAGGUAACUACAGUGCCGUAUCGAAAUUUAUUGAUGACGAUAAAACUAACCACUUGACUUUGAAUUGGGGGGUCGAGAUUGUCAAAAAAUAA
Messenger RNA from Saccharomyces mikatae IFO 1815, 606 nucleotides. It is a transcript of the gene RDI1, whose product is annotated as Rdi1p. NCBI's taxonomy places the organism in Eukaryota, Fungi, Ascomycota, Saccharomycetes, Saccharomycetales, Saccharomycetaceae. Gene Ontology annotation, biological process: Rho protein signal transduction. Gene Ontology annotation, molecular function: protein binding; Rho GDP-dissociation inhibitor activity. The record is from RefSeq and is a predicted model, not a curated record. The transcript has a single exon. Gene Ontology annotation, cellular component: cytosol; membrane; cytoplasm. Bases 1 to 606 code for a protein of 201 amino acids.